Molecule: messenger RNA, 647 nt
Organism: Hippoglossus stenolepis (Pacific halibut)
Lineage: Eukaryota; Metazoa; Chordata; Actinopteri; Pleuronectiformes; Pleuronectidae
Product: fatty acid-binding protein, liver
Exons: 3
Coding region: 272-574 (100 amino acids)
Biological process (GO): fatty acid transport
Cellular component (GO): nucleus; cytosol
Molecular function (GO): fatty acid binding
Source: RefSeq, a predicted model, not a curated record
UCUAAAUAACAGGGAGUUUAAAGUCCCCAACAUGACAACCAGCGGUUUGUGACGGGAUUAACACAACAUGCACAACAAACACCCUCAGGCAGCAGCACAACCAGGAGCUAUGGACUUCAGCGGCACCUGGAAAGUUUAUUCUGAGGAAAAUCUGGAGGAGUUCCUGAAGAUAGUUGGUACAGAUGUUUUCUCAUAUUUGAAGGAUUGAUUAAUUGAUGUACCGUGUGCAGACUUGUUUAUUUGUUAUCUCUGUGUUUCAGGUGCACCUCAGAUGGUCGUGAAAAUGCGUAAGGAGGUCAAACCGGUGAUAGUGAUCGAGCAGAAAGGCAAAGAUUUCACCUUCACAAUGAAAACUCCCGUCUGCACCAAAGUUCACUCGUUCAGCCUCGGACAGGAGUCAGAGAUGGAGUCUUUGGACGGCAGGAAGUUCAAGUGCACCAUCAGAGAGGAGAAGGGGAAGCUGAUCACUGAGACUGCUAAAUUCACGUCUGUCCGAGAGAUCCAGGGAGAGGACAUGGUCGAGACGGUCACUUCUGGAUCAGUGACUUUCAUCAGCAGAAGCAGACGAGUUUGAUUGGCAGCUGUCGGCUCAUCCAUCGACCUCGGACCCUCUCAGCCUCCAGCCAGGGGCCCUCUAGAAAUUAUGA